Molecule: messenger RNA, 444 nt
Organism: Ilex paraguariensis (yerba mate)
Lineage: Eukaryota; Viridiplantae; Streptophyta; Magnoliopsida; Aquifoliales; Aquifoliaceae
Source: the annotation of a GenBank genome assembly
AUGUCGAUCUUCGAGUACAAUGGAAGUGCCCUAGUGGCCAUGGUUGGGAAGAAUUGCUUCGCAAUCGCCAGUGAUAGGCGGCUAGGUGUUCAACUUCAGACAAUUGCAACUGAUUUUCAGAAAAUUUACAUGAUUCACGAUAAGCUCUUCAUCGGUCUCUCCGGUCUCGGUACCGAUGCUCAAACUCUUAGGUUUGGUUGUUUUGGAAGGUAUCAAAGGCUUGUGUUCCGGCACAAGCUGUAUCAGCUUCGGGAGGAGAGGGAUAUGAAGCCUGAGACCUUUGCUAGCCUUGUUUCUGCUAUUCUUUACGAGAAAAGGUUGGUGAAAUUGCAUAUACUCAACCUCGAAAUGACUAAUAGUUCGACUACAUUUAUUGGGUUUCCAUUUAUACAACCUAAACUUGUAAUUAUCUGCCACUAUUGUUCAUCUUAUGAAACCAGUUAG